Molecule: messenger RNA, 2255 nt
Organism: Daphnia pulicaria
Lineage: Eukaryota; Metazoa; Arthropoda; Branchiopoda; Diplostraca; Daphniidae
Product: ER degradation-enhancing alpha-mannosidase-like protein 1
Exons: 10
Coding region: 254-2029 (591 amino acids)
Biological process (GO): carbohydrate metabolic process; mannose trimming involved in glycoprotein ERAD pathway; endoplasmic reticulum mannose trimming
Cellular component (GO): endoplasmic reticulum; membrane
Molecular function (GO): calcium ion binding; mannosyl-oligosaccharide 1,2-alpha-mannosidase activity
Source: RefSeq, a predicted model, not a curated record
UAUAGCAGACGAAAGUUGUGUUUAUUAUUUUUGUUGUGACGAUUUGACGGAAAUUAGGCAGUUGACCAAUGAGAUUUCGAAUGGUGUCAACGUCAACCCAUUCUUGAGCGUUUUAUUCGUUUCCUUUCAUUUCAAUUCCAUUUGCUGUCCGAUUGUAUUUUAGUUGGAUUUAUCAAAGUGUUUCUAAUGGAGACGGGGUUUGGAGUAGUAGAGUAAUUUGUCCUAGCCAUGUCAACAGUUCUUCAAUAUAGAAAUGAUUGGAGUUUCAGGAAACUGUGCCUUUGUUUGUCAAAUUCUGAUCAUACCACUAAUUGUUCUGCCUUUAAACUAUCCCUGUCUUUCACUUUUGUCAACUUGGGGAGAAGAUUUCCAACUUAAAUAUUCACAUUUCCCGGAAAGCCUGAGACUAGAAAUGGUCAAUGAAACAAAAAAAAUGUUCUAUUUUGGAUAUGAUAAUUACAUGAAUCUUGCCUUUCCUUUGGAUGAGCUCAACCCUAUUCUAUGUAGUGGAAGAGGACCAGAUUAUGAUAAUCCAUCAAAUAUUAAUAUCAAUGAUGUGCUGGGAAACUACUCUCUCACUUUGAUUGAUUCCCUGGACACCCUUUUGAUAAUGGGAAAUAUCUCUGAAUUCAAAAGAGCAGUCAAGCUUGUAAUUGAAAAUGUCUCUUUUGAACAGGAUUCUACCAUACAAGUUUUUGAAGCUAGCAUUAGACUCUUGGGUGGUUUACUGUCAGCUCACCUUCUAAUCAUAGAUAAUUUCAAAUACCUGGGUGAUUUGGAACUUGAUGAUUAUAACAAUGAAUUAUUAGACAUGGCCCAUGAUCUUGCAGCCAGAUUGUUGCCUGCCUUUGAUAAUACAAAAACAGGAAUCCCUCAUCCAAGGGUGCAUUUGAUUAACGGUGUUCCCGUUGAGGGAAUUACUGAGACCUGCACGGCUGGAGCAGGGACACUCUUAGUUGAAUUUGGAAUUUUGAGUCGGUUAAUCAAGGAUCCCGUUUACGAAAAUUAUGCCCGAAGAGCUGUCAAGUCAUUGUGGGAUCUCAAAAACAAAGACACAGGCCUUCUAGGUAAUACCCUGGAUAUUCAAACAGGACAAUGGACUGGGCAGUUAAGUGGCAUUGGAGCUGGCAUGGAUUCAUAUUAUGAAUAUCUCUUGAAGUCUUUUAUAUUGUUUAAUGAACCAGAAGACCUUGAAACAUUCCAAAGUAGUUAUGAAACCAUCAAAGCUUACUUGAGAAAAGGCCGACAAAAAUGUAAUGAUGGUGAUGGAGAGCAUCCAAUAUAUGUCAACGUCGACAUGAAAAAUGGAGCAACCUCGACCACUUGGAUUGAUGCACUUCAGGCGUCCUUCGCUGGGCUUCAGGUAUUAUAUGGAGAUGUUGAAGAAGCCAUUUGCAGCCACGCUUUGUAUUUCGCGGUUUGGAAAAAAUGGGACGCUAUACCUGAACGAUUCAAUUGGCAACGCAAAGAGCCUGAUGUUUCGUUCUAUCCCCUGAGGCCAGAAUUUGCUGAGUCGACUUAUUUGCUCUAUCAGGCAACCAAAAACCCGUUUUACUUGAGAGUUGGCCAAGCCAUACUUGAAAGCCUUAAUCUCUACGCUCGAGCGCCAUGCGGAUAUGCAACGCUGCACAGCGUCAUUGACAAGUCACAGGAGGAUCGAAUGGAGUCUUUCUUCCUCAGCGAAACCUGCAAAUAUUUAUAUUUACUCUUCGACAUUCAUCAUCCAAUUAACACGAAUGCGGAAAGGUACUUGUUCACCACAGAGGGACACGUCAUCCCAAUCACUUCCGCUUUGCGCCCUUUCAAUUGGGAUGACGAUGAAGUAGAUAGUCACACAGGGAGAUUGCUGCCCUCUUCUCGAUACAGUCACCGACGUCAUGCCUCUCGAGUGUCCGAUUCAGAUGUAGUGGCUGUGCCGAAUAAUAGCACUCAUAGGGUUUGCUCUUCGGUGCAAUUAGAACGUGGCUCUCUUCCGCUGAAACAACGCUACCUCGUUCAGUUAUUUGAUACCAUUGGAGCUGAAUUGUAAUGGUGAAUUGAUCGAAUCUUAUGGAUUUUAAAAGAAAAGUGGCUUAAGUAAUAGGUUUUGGGGGGUCCCGGUUUUUUCCUCUUGAGAUCCAACAAAGGAUCCAAGUAUAACGUUUGUUUGUGAUUCCAUAGCUCUUAGAAAAGUCUUGGCCUUUUAUGAAAAAAGAAAACCUAUUUAAUAAGCUCUUUAUAUACAGAUUGAAAUACAAAUUGAAUUUAUUGUUAAA